AGAACUUAAUAGCAUUAAUAUCUUCCAGAGACAACCUUCAGACGAUCAUCUCUUCAUAUUUAUUCCAAUCGAGUAGAGAAGCGCCAAGAUGGUCAAUGGAUUAAGCAUGUUGAUGCUGGCCAAGAACUCUGUUCUUCCUAGAAUCUGUCGGACAUAUUCUCCAUGUUAUGCCAUCCCUCGGGCCCCCUCCUCCUUGUCAAGGAUGCGAGAAGUGGCCUGCCGUGGCGUGUCUUCCGUAGCCGGAGUAGCACUUAAGUUAGACUCUGGGAUCUCUCACCCACGACCUCAUUCCGAGAUCCCGGGCCCUAUGGCAUGGCCAAUUUUGGGCACCAUGCCUUCCAUGUUUACUGACCCAGUAUAUGAUUCCACACGGAUGCCGCGACUCUGGGAAUCUUACUUCAAGAAAUACGGCAGAAUCUUUAAGUUAAACCUCCUGGGGCAGGGGGAUGUAAUCUUCGUGUCUGAUCCUGUAGAUAUUGAACAUAUCUAUAAGGAGACGUUUGAGAACCCUAUCAGACCAUUCUUCGAAUCUCUGAAGAAAAUUCGCAUGAACAACAAGAAGAAAUAUUUUAAGGAAAAUGAAACUGGAAUCUUCACAGAGUAUGUAACUCACCAACUGGUGUCAGAUAUUUUACCUAGAUCAAUAAAAUUUAUCAUGAACAAUUAAAGACAAGGCUGAAUGACAAAACUAACACGAAAUUCCUGGAAAUGAAUAUCAUUUACAACAAAAUGUCUAUACAUUAUAUGUAUUGUAUAGGGAUAUGUUGAAGCUAGACACGGGGAAAUAUGAAUGAAUAAUGAUGAGAUCAGUAAGGUGGGUGAGUAUUUGUGAGUGUAAUAGGUGGCUGUGAUGAAAUGAGAAUAUCAUUAGAUUUAAUGAUGAAGUCGGAGUGUAAGAUCAUUACACAGGUGAUAUAUAUCUAGAAGAGGUGAUUACAUUAUUGGUGAUGCUCAGAAAACUACAGGUACUGAUUUGGUACACUGUAUGCAUACAUCACAAAUUGCUGUGAAGUAAAAGGAAUUAUAUGAAUUUGGAAGUUUUGUCAUAAGGCAUUGAAUACUGACAGUGUGUUAUAUGAUUGGCAAUGA
Procambarus clarkii (red swamp crayfish) is the source of this 1089-nucleotide messenger RNA. NCBI's taxonomy places the organism in Eukaryota, Metazoa, Arthropoda, Malacostraca, Decapoda, Cambaridae. The record is from RefSeq and is a predicted model, not a curated record.